CUUAUUUCUGUGUUCUUUCCCCCUGCUUUCUCUAUCUGGAUGAAAAUCUUGAGCCAGUAAUUCAUUCCUAUAAGAAUCAUCAUGAGUGGUCCCGGUGUCGGUUUCGAGUAUCCUCCAAAGCCCGUUGCGUGGCUGAAGCGAGAUGCUCUCCUCUUCGCCAACAGCAUUGGCUGCAAGCCUGAUGAGCUUCACUUCCUCUACGAACUUCACCCCGACUUUGCUGUCUUCCCUUCCUACUCGGUGAUCCUGCCGUUCAAGGGCACCACGCAAGAGGUCAUUGACUUCUACGCUGCCCAGAAGGCGACCAAGAUCCCUGGUGUCCCAGAUUUUGACUACACCCGUGUGGUCGACGGCCAGCGGCUAGUCGAGUUUCUCAAGCCCCUGCCUACCACCUCCGAGGGCCGCAACUUUGAGAUCCGCUCCAAGGUCCUGGGUGUCUACGACAAGGGCCGCCCCGGGUCCGUCCUCGAGGUCCAGCAGGAGCUCGUCGACGCCGGCACCGGCGAGGUGUACUCGCGGGCCACCGGCAGCUCUUUCUUCGUGGCGCAGGGCAACUGGGGAGGACCCAAGGGCCCUGCGACCGAGAACUUCCCGCCACCCAAGGACAAGACCCCCGACGUGACUUUUGAGGCGCAGACGGAGCGCGGGACGGCCCUAUUGUACAGGCUCAACGGCGACUACAACCCGCUGCACGCGACUCCCGAGCCGGGCAAGAAGAUGGGCUUUGGCGGCGAGAUCUUGCACGGCCUGUACUCGUUCAACUCCACCUGCCACGGGCUCCUGAGGCAUCUUGGCGGGAGUGACCCCAAGAACCUGAAGGAAUUCCAGGCGAGGUUUGCGAGCCCUGUCAAGCCUGGUGAUAAGCUGGUGACCAAUGUCUGGAGGACUGGCGAGGUCAAGGAUGGAUUUGAGGAGGUCCGAUUCGUUACCAGUAUCGCGGGCAAGAAGGUGUGCCUGAGCAACGGACGAGCUCUCGUCAAGGUUGUUGGCCCGGCCAAGAGCAAGCUGUAAAGAUACAUUUGUUCUGACUCCUGCUUUCGAGUGAGACGCAUUUGGGAUUGAAAUUUUAUCAGUCACUCUUUUUCUUCUUCUUGGCCAAGUUUGUUUUGGUGGCUGAAAAAUUAGGCUGCAUGUGAAUUAUUCGCAUAUGUCAACUGAGAUUUCAACGAUGUUGCCUGCC
Cryphonectria parasitica EP155 is the source of this 1180-nucleotide messenger RNA. RefSeq names its product Thioesterase/thiol ester dehydrase-isomerase. Gene Ontology annotation, cellular component: peroxisome. Lineage: Eukaryota; Fungi; Ascomycota; Sordariomycetes; Diaporthales; Cryphonectriaceae. The transcript has 3 exons. The record is from RefSeq and is a predicted model, not a curated record. Bases 82 to 1011 code for a protein of 309 amino acids.